Molecule: messenger RNA, 795 nt
Organism: Temnothorax curvispinosus
Lineage: Eukaryota; Metazoa; Arthropoda; Insecta; Hymenoptera; Formicidae
Exons: 1
Coding region: 1-795 (264 amino acids)
Source: RefSeq, a predicted model, not a curated record
AUGACGGACUCACAAGAAAUAAACACAUCAAACGGAGAACGCUCGCAAAUCAACAGGGUGGCUUUAAAAGUACCUCCUUUCUGGACAGACGAACCCGAAUUAUGGUUCGCACAGCUUGAAGGCCAGUUUACACUAGGAAGCAUAACGCAAGACAGCACUAAAUAUGCUUAUGUUUUGUCCCACAUAGAGACUAAGCAGGCCAAAGAAAUUAAGGACCUGAUAACAAAGCCACCUGAAGAAAAUAAAUAUGAGAGUAUCAAGAAGGCAUUAAUACAACGCCUAUCGACCUCUCAGGAACAGCAAAUCCGCCAGCUCUUAGAGCAUGAAGAAAUGGGAGAUCGAAGACCUUCACAGUUUCUCCGGCACCUACAGGCCUUGGCCAGUUCAGCCAUUUCGGAACAGCUUCUACGGACUUUAUGGAUGGGCAGAUUGCCAUCCCAAUUACAAGCUAUUCUAGCCACACGGAACGCUGACAAACUAGAGGAUGUAGCCGAGCAGGUUGACAGAAUUCAUGAAAUCACCUGCAGAGCCACGACAGUCGCCAGUAUGCAGUCGACAACGAAUUCCUCAGUAGAGGAUCAAAUCGCUGAGCUAAAUAAAAAGCUGGAAAGAUUAGAAAACCGGCUGUCUCGCCCUGGAAACAGAAACAACCAGCGCAAUCGUUCCAGGAGUCGGUCCAGAAAAGGCCAAAAAGAAGAAAAGGAAGCAGACGUUUGUUACUUUCACCGACGAUUCAAGGAGAAAGCUCGGAAAUGCACACAGCCGUGCAACUUCAAGAAAGCAUUGGAAAACUAA